UCACACCGCAGUUCACUUUUACGCAGAGGAGAUGAGCGCUCGGAUUGUGAAAUCCAACCCCGCCAUGAAACUGAUAGUGCUCUUCACAGCUUCUCUGUCCUGGGCCUUCCAGCAGCAGGCCAUACCGCCAAAGUACCAGUAUCGCGACCCUGUGACAUCUGACCUCCUUCUGUGUGACCAGUGCCCUCCUGGCACAGCCGUGAAGCAACACUGCACCGCUGACACACCCACAGAGUGUCAGCCCUGUCCUGAGAGGCAUUUUGCUGAGAACUGGCACUGGGGCGAUACGUGCCAAUACUGCACCUCGGUGUGUAAAGAGAAGCAGUUAGUGAAGCAGAACUGUAACAGCACCCAUGACCAGCUGUGUGAGUGUGCUCCAGGUUUCCACCUAGUGGUGGAGUUCUGCAUCACACACAGCACCUGUCCACCUGGCUACGGAGUGACAGCUUUAGGUACACCCGUGAGUGACACUGUUUGUGAGCAAUGUCCCGCUGGUCAUUUCUCCACCGGCGGCUCCUCCACCGAGCCGUGUCAACCGCACACAAACUGCUCUGAUUUGGGCCACAAGACACUGAGAUGGGGCACGUCCACUUCAGACAGCCAAUGUCAGGACAAGACGGCAACACUGGAGUGCUCUCAGCAUCACACUUUGUGCCACACUGAUGUGACCCUGUGUGAGGAGGCAGUCUUCCAGAAUCUAGCCUCGCUGCGACUGUCCUCGGUGCCCCUGGAGCGACUGAUGGAGAGUCUUCCGGGGCGCAGGGUGGAUCGUAAGAGCCUGGAGAGGCUGAAGAAGGCCUGCUCUCCUCAGCAGCAGGUCCACCACCUGCUGCGACUGUGGAAGGAGCAGAACAAAGACCAGGACAAGCUGUACGGCAUCAUUCAAGGUGUGAAUCACUGUGAGAGGAAGGUCUCCCGCUGCAACGGCCUGAAGAACCUGACCCUGGAUGACCUCCUGAAGGUCACCCACAGCCUGCCAGGGGUGAAAGUAAAGCAGGAGGACAUCCGGGCCGUGGUCUCCACCUGCCUGCCCAGACAGUACAUCCUGGAGCUUCUUCACCUCUGGAAGACAGCAAACUACGAGCUGGAUCUAGCCAAAGGUCUGUCUCACAGUCUGAGGGUGCUGCGCAGCCAGGGGGCGCCACGCUAUCUGCUGAAAGGCCUGAAGAAGAUCAGCCGCAUCAUAGGAGCAACCUCCACACACAAGAUGUAUGAGAAGAUGUUUGUCAAUAUGCUUCAGGAUGAGUUGUGUUUUAAGGCUCAUAAGCCAUUAAAUGAAUAAGGAAAUGGGAGGUACAAAUCGGAAAGACACUAAUACAUUGUCAAAAAGUCGACACACAAACGCGUAAAGACGAAGUGAACAGGGGGAUAAAUGUAUGUGAAAGAGUAACAGACAGGGGCCACAUGAUAAUGUCAGGUCUUUAAGAUAUCACCAAAUGGUAUCAAGCUAUGCACAUGGAGCCUAGAGGUAUUUUGUCAUAAAGGCAAGAUGGGAAGAUAAAUUCUUCUUCCUGUCUCUGAUUUUUCUACGCCAGAGUAAGAAGGUUUUGAUUAUAUGAUGUAAUAAGGGAAGCUCAUAACUUCACCCCGAGUGUACAGUACCUGUCUGCAGUAAUGAAUCUGAUAAGCCUUAAAAUAAAGAAAAACACUAUCACACAUCUGUGUACUCCAGGCAGACCUAAACAAAAAGUUAAAAAAAAAAAAAUGUUUCCUGGAAACUUUUUGACCGGAGUCUGUGAAAAAAAGAGAAAAUAUUUAAGAUGUAAAUAGCACACUAUUUUAUGGAAGAUGGGCUGGCAGAUGUUGUGUUGUUAUUGUUGUUGCUUUCUCGCUGUUUGAGAGGAAGGAUUUGGUUUCAUAAUGAAAUACAUGUAUUUUCUACAGUUUUCCUUUUGUUUGUUGGUUUGCUCUGGACUGCUGGCAAGUAAAGCUCAUCUGAUUUUUUUUUUUUUUAUAUAUAUAUAUAUAUAUAUAAAUUGUCAGCUUUAUGAAUGUACAAAGGAGUGCAAUUGUUUUCUAUUUAAAAAAAAUAGUUUUACUUUCUGAAUAUGUAAAGGCUUGUUUUUAUUACUUCAUCAGAAAUACUGGAUUCCAAAUGCUGCAAGUUCAUGAGGUGAUAUUUGUUUUAUAUUUUGUUUUAUUACUUUUAUAUUAUUAAGUGUAUUAUCUUUAUUGUAUAUAUGCUUGACUGGUCCUCUUUAAGCUCGUGUAACUUGCGAACACUCACGUCUGAUUAAAAUCAGUUUGUAAAAAUGCAUUGUCUUCAUAAAUAAGUAACUGGCAGACAGAUGAAUGGUCGACUUUGGUCUUUUCUGCUGUGAUUGAACAGAAAAACUAAACAGGUUCAAUUUCUUUCUUUAAUGUUUUGCUUUUGUCUUUUAAUGUUGUAAACAAUAUUAGCUAACAGGACUCAUUACCGCCAGCCACUGGUCAGGAGCUAAUAAA
Messenger RNA from Seriola dumerili (greater amberjack), 2445 nucleotides. RefSeq names its product TNF receptor superfamily member 11b (gene tnfrsf11b). Bases 32 to 1282 code for a protein of 416 amino acids. Gene Ontology annotation, molecular function: protein binding. Lineage: Eukaryota; Metazoa; Chordata; Actinopteri; Carangiformes; Carangidae. The transcript has 6 exons. The record is from RefSeq and is a predicted model, not a curated record.